CUGAGAGUAAAUGGUCCACCUCAUAAUCCGCGGGGAGGAAACAUAUGGAUGAUCCGAAGACACAGCUGAGUCAACUUCUUCAAAAGCAGUGUGGCAGAGCACUGAACAAAGAUGACGUGGUGUACUUGGUCUCGAGAUACAACCAGGGCUCGCAGUAUCAAGCUGUGGUGAGGUUAGACUGCUUGGAUAGUCGGGAGUAUGCAGGCGAGGUUUGCACCGACCAGAAGGGCGCUGAGCGAUCAGCGGCCGAGCAGGCGGUGAAGAGCCUUGAGGAUGCUCUUGAGGCUCUGGAAGCUGUGGAAGCGCUACAGAAGCGGAAAGCUGGUCCUGAUGACAGAUCUGCAAAGCGAUUGAAGGAUGACAAUGGUCUUGACAAUCCAGCAGUGACACCUAAGACCCAGCUGAAUAGCUUUGUCAUGAAGAUUGUGAAGCGUUAUCUUCAGAAAGGUGAGACAGUUUACGACUGCAACAAGGUUGGACAACAGUACCAAGCAACAGUGAGGCUCACUGCUCUUCCUGGAGACUGGGGAGAACGUGAGUGGGCUGGGCACCUUUGCUCGACAAAACAAAAGGCUGAGCAGAGCGCUGCAGAAGAGGCUUACAAAGAUAUCCAGGAGGACCCAGAGCUUGCCGCGGAGGCAGCCAAGCCCAAAGGUGGCGGGAAGUCCAAAGGAAAAGGAAAGUUGCCAAAAGGUGGCGGCUUUGGCGGAUAUGGUGACUACGGCGACUUUGGCGACUACGGCGGCUACGGUGCCUAUGGCUGCUAUGGCGGCUACGGCGCCUAUGGCAUGGGCUGGAGCAGCUGGGGCAGCUGGAAGGGCAAAGGCAAGAAAGGUGGGUGUGAUGGCGAGAGCGACGGCAAUGUGGGUGAUAGAUCCUUCAAUCAGGGCAUAGGCCUUGGUCUUGGUCCUCCGAUUAGCCAACGUGAGCGUGUCACUGAUGCGCCUUGUGUUGGCACUGUCGUGGAGUGGAAGGGCACGUACGGCUGGCUGGAGUCUGCCUUACCUAUCGACCACCCAUUGGCAUCUGCACGAGGGGGCAAGAUCUUUGUCCACCACCGAGAUCUUCCGCGUGGUGUCGAGAGCUUGCUUGAAGGACAGCCGCUGAGCUUCCAUGUGUAAAGUGAUGCAACUGGCCUUGGGGCAGAGGAGGUGGUGAUAGCCUAGCCUCAAAAAUCUUGAGCAUUUGUGCCUAUUUACAAAAUUUGUAGUUAAUAGUAUAUUUUUGUAGAUCAUAAAAUUUCGAAUAUCAACUCCAAGAAAAUUAAAAAA
This is a messenger RNA of Cladocopium goreaui, 1271 nucleotides long. NCBI's taxonomy places the organism in Eukaryota, Dinophyceae, Suessiales, Symbiodiniaceae. The record is from the annotation of a GenBank genome assembly.